Molecule: messenger RNA, 5789 nt
Organism: Athene cunicularia (burrowing owl)
Lineage: Eukaryota; Metazoa; Chordata; Aves; Strigiformes; Strigidae
Gene: SULF2
Product: sulfatase 2
Exons: 22
Coding region: 349-2988 (879 amino acids)
Cellular component (GO): cell surface; endoplasmic reticulum; Golgi apparatus
Molecular function (GO): N-acetylglucosamine-6-sulfatase activity; calcium ion binding; glycosaminoglycan binding
Source: RefSeq, a predicted model, not a curated record
GCGCAUCGGGGGCUCCCGGAGGCCGAGCCCGGCUGCCAUAGCGGGGAGGGUCCAAUGCAGCAGGCAGCCGGCGGGGCUGGCCGCGCUCCUGCGGCAGAGGUUUGCCUCUCAAGCUGCUUUUGACUACUCUGGACAGUAGCAACACAUUGAAUCUGGCAUGAUUCUUCCCAGUUGUACUACUGCAGAUGGAAUUCUGAGUACAAGGAAUGAAAAUUGAUAGGACUUGUUGGUGUUCCUUCUGCUAUAGCCUGGCAAAUCUCUGAGCAGCAGCAGAGGAGACCUGCAAACAGAAAAGAAAUAGAAGCCGUUAACCUACCCUGUUCAGAGAGAACACUAAAUCGGCACAACAUGGCACAGCAUAGUAUUGUCCUUGGAUUAUUCGUCAUGACUGUUUUAUCGCUGUUGGAUGGAAGCUCAGCUUUCCUGUUAAAUCAGCGGCUGAAAGGAAGAUUUCAAAGAGACCGUAGAAACAUCCGCCCAAACAUCAUCCUUGUUCUUACUGAUGAUCAAGAUGUAGAACUUGGUUCUAUGCAAGUGAUGAAUAAAACAAGGCGGAUCAUGGAACACGGAGGUGCUCAUUUCAUCAAUGCCUUUGUGACAACGCCCAUGUGCUGCCCAUCUCGCUCCUCUAUUCUUACGGGGAAGUACGUCCACAACCACAACACUUACACUAACAAUGAGAACUGUUCUUCUCCGUCCUGGCAGGCUCAGCAUGAAAUACGUACGUUUGCAGUGUACCUCAACAACACAGGAUACAGGACAGCUUUCUUUGGAAAGUACCUUAAUGAAUACAAUGGCUCCUAUGUACCUCCUGGCUGGAAAGAAUGGGUUGGAUUACUUAAAAAUUCUCGAUUUUACAACUACACACUCUGUAGAAAUGGAGUGAAGGAGAAGCAUGGAUCUGACUAUGCCAGGGAUUAUCUAACUGAUCUGAUUACCAAUGACAGUAUUACCUUCUUCAGAAUCUCAAAGAAGAUGUAUCCUCACAGGCCUGUACUGAUGGUUAUAAGCCAUGCUGCUCCUCACGGCCCUGAAGAUUCAGCCCCUCAGUACUCACAUCUUUUUCCUAAUGCCUCACAACACAUCACUCCCAGUUAUAACUAUGCUCCAAACCCAGACAAGCACUGGAUAAUGAGGUAUACAGGUCCCAUGAAACCUAUACACAUGGAAUUCACCAACAUGCUGCAGAGAAAGCGCCUUCAAACACUCAUGUCUGUGGACGAGUCUAUGGAGAUGAUAUACAAUACGUUGGUUGAAACAGGUGAACUGGACAAUACAUAUAUAAUAUACACAGCGGACCAUGGUUAUCAUAUUGGUCAGUUUGGGCUGGUGAAAGGAAAGUCCAUGCCAUAUGAGUUUGAUAUCAGAGUUCCUUUCUAUGUCCGAGGGCCAAAUGUGGAGGCUGGGUCCUUGAAUCCUCACAUUGUGUUGAAUAUUGAUCUCGCACCUACAAUUCUCGAUAUUGCUGGACUGGAUAUUCCGUCUGAUAUGGAUGGUAAAUCCAUUCUAAAGCUUCUGGAUUCUGAGAGACCAGUGAAUAGGUUCCAUUUAAAGAAAAAGAUGAAGGUGUGGAGAGACUCAUUCCUAGUAGAAAGAGGUAAACUGCUGCAUAAGAGAGAGAAUGAGAAGGUAGAUGCCCAAGAAGAAAACUUUCUACCCAAAUACCAGCGUGUGAAAGACCUCUGUCAGCGAGCUGAGUAUCAAACAGCUUGUGAACAGCUUGGCCAGAAAUGGCAGUGUGUGGAAGAUGCCAGUGGAAAGCUCAAGCUACACAAGUGCAAGGGAAUGGCGAACUUGGCAGCUGCACGCAACAGCAAAGGCACCUCCAAUAUUUUGCCCAAGUAUUACAACAGGAAUAGUGAAGACUGUAAUUGUGAGGAGAAUGAAUAUAAGCUGAGCCAUGUUGGACGAAGAAAGAAACUUUUCUCCAAGAAAAAAUACAAACCAAGCUAUGUCCGGAAUCGUUCGAUCCGUUCUGUAUCUCUUGAGCUGGAUGGAGCCGUUUAUACCUUGGGUUUAGAGGAUGGCUACCAACCUGUCUUACCAAGAAACAUCACCAAGCGGCACAAGGUACAGAGAGCUGUUCUUCGUGAGGAGGAAGAUAAAGACAUGGGGGAAUACAGUGGCACUGGGGGCCUUGCAGAGUACACAGCCCCUAACCUAAUAAAAGUGACUCACAGGUGCUAUAUCCUGGAGAAUGAUACUGUUCAGUGUGACACAGAUCUGUACAGGUCACUGCAAGCUUGGAAGGACCAUAAACUUCAUAUUGACCACGAGAUUGAAACUUUGCAAAACAAAAUAAAAAACCUGAGGGAGGUGAGAGGUCAUCUGAAGAAGAAACGACCUGAAGAGUGUGAUUGUAACAAGAUAAGUUACCAUUCAAAACACAAAAGCAAACUGAGGCACAAGGGAUCUAGUCUUCAUCCUUUCAAGAAAGCCCUACAGGAGAAAGACAGGCUCUGGCUGCUUCGGGAGCAAAGACGAAAGAAGAAACUGCGCAAACUGCUUAAGAGAAUAAAAAAUAAUGACACAUGCAGCAUGCCUGGUCUGACCUGCUUCACCCAUGACAACCAGCACUGGCAAACUGCUCCCCUGUGGACACUGGGCCCUUUCUGUGCCUGUACCAGUGCCAACAACAACACAUACUGGUGUUUGAGGACAAUCAACGAGACUCACAACUUCCUCUUUUGUGAAUUUGCUACUGGAUUUUUGGAGUAUUUUGAUCUUAAUACUGAUCCAUAUCAGCUAAUUAAUGCAGUGAAUACGUUAGACAGAGACGUUCUCAAUCAACUCCAUGUCCAGCUCAUGGAACUGAGAAGCUGCAAAGGGUAUAAACAGUGCAACCCAAGAACCAGGAACAUGGAUCUGGGACUUAAGGAUGGAAGCUACGAGCAGUACAGGCAGUUUCAGCGUCGAAAGUGGCCAGAUGUGAAGAGACCAUCAUCUGCCAAGUCACUAGGACAACUGUGGGAAGGAUGGGAGGGCUAACCUCCCCCAACCACUGCACCUCCGUGAGGAUACAAAGUGGCCAGAACUUGAAUCCAUGUACAGACUAAAUGAAAAUGUGUAUGACUUCAGAAAGAAUUAUAAUGUUAGCCUGGAGGACUGGAUAAACUUUGAGGCUGAAAUAGAUAGAAUGUUUGCACUGGUGAGUGAGUUAAAUAGAUUCAGUGAAAUUAUGGGAAAUGCUGUCAGAAACACAGGUCUCUGAAAUCCACUAUUGUACCUGCUUUUUGCUUUUGAUUAUACCUCACCUGCUUCACAAGGCGUUCUACUUCAAGACACCACCACUAACACUGCUCCAGGAAAUGCCAGAAGAGGAAAUACAGCCACAUCCCAAAGAGGAUUGCCAUCCCACGGAGGCAAAGUGCACACAAAUACAGUGGAAGUAAACUUAAAACCUUUUUCAGUGCAACUCUUUCUGCAGUUGUCAUGAGGAAAACUUCAAAGCCAAGUAUAGAGCAAGAUUUAGAAAACAUGGACACUUUUGCUUCUAACUGGGGUAAAGGCAACGGUGGAAAAGAACUUCUAAGAAAUUCAGGAAUUGAAGUGAAGCAGCAUUGAACAUUUUCAACACCAUGUUUCUCAAAUUCCCUCUGAGGAUACGUUUUAGUUCCAUGUCUACUUGUCCAUCCUAUUGACACCUCUAUGAAUAUUAGAGAAAAUCUUGACUAACAGGACGCCAGGUUUUUGGAGGGGUUGUGUAAAUAUUGAUCAACAUACUGUUUGAAAAUAAAUUCCUUCAGGUUGUGAAGAAUUUUAUUAAUAAAAAGAGUGGAAUGCCCACACACCACUUCUCAAAAUGUUACUUAAUGUUGCAUAGUACGUUUCAGAAUUUAUCCAUUUUUAGAGUACUGAAAAAUUUCAGUAAAUGUACAUCUUAAAUUUUAAUGAAAUCAGAUUUGUAUGAAGUUUUUUUAUGUGGUAAUAUUAUAUUGUAUGUUCAAAACCAAAACAAUUCCUUUGGGAAAUCGGCAUUUGCUUAGUAGUGUAACUUCUACAUUUAUUUUUUAAAAAGGCAGCUCCAAGAAGUACAAUACUUGUAGCCAAUAAAGAAUAAUCUAGUUAUCCUUUAGUCUACAAAAAAGUAGAUGUUCUGAAUGACAGUUACUGUUUAAAGGCUUUUAAAGGGAAAAAACCCAUCAUUUUACUAAGGAAGCACAGUGUACAGUCUAUUGAGUAUUUUCAUAAAGAUGUUAUUAAAUACAUUGUAGUACAGGCACUAGCAGUGAUAUUUGUAUUUAUCUUUUUUCAUGUUAAUCUUCUACCUGUUUUAAAGGCACAUGCAGGAGGGAGUUUAUGUGACAGACUCGACCAACUGUGGCCUUCACUCUUAACAAAGAGGUACUUUUUUUUUCAAAACACAAACUUAAUUUGUACUUCUAGAAACCGUGUAAAAAUACAUUACAGGAAUUCUUUUGAUACCCUACCUGGUUUUACACAUUAGGAAAUGCAAUUAAGAAAUUACUUCACAAGGGCCAUAGCUCUCCUGUACCACACCCCCAUACUCAAAAUCUAUACUUGAAUUUUAGGAACUGAGAAAAAAAAAAAAGAAAUAGCCUGCUCAGAAAAUGGCAGAGGGGUCUUUCAUAUAUGUGCUAUAUAGUAAAACUAGGCUUGAGCUUGUAUUUGUAUCACACGAGUAAGUCAAAUACACUUCUCAAUUUUCUUGCAAGGUUUUUUUAAUUACAGAAAUAAUAUAUGAUUGUCUGUCUUAAUCUAGCCAUAGAUUUCAGAAGCGUCUGCUAGAUGAGAUCUGGAUCAAUACAAAUAGGUAAAAAAUACUAAAUUUAAACUCACCAAUAGAAACACAUUUUUGCUGCUUUUCAGAGAAAAAGUGUUAGCUGUCUACCCUUCCCAGUGAGUAUGCAGAAAGAAUACUAGAUUAGAUUAAACAAGCUGGCAUGCACUUACCUUUUUUUGUGUGUUCAGCCUGUAGUCUUUGACAAGAUGAGGGCAUGACUACCAAAAUCCUGAGUGGCCAGCAGUACUGCUCCUGUUAGCAGUCAGAAGCUUGAAAAGUUACCAUGUCCCUUUAUACAAAAUACUGGGCUCUGGGACUUGUAUGUGACACAAGCAGCAGCUGUUAUUUUAUGACAGGUACAUGGUUGCCAUGCUGUGGGGAAAGCUACCACCUCUUCUCCUUUCAGCUCUGCUAAAGAGUGAUAUUGAAGUUGAAACAGACAUAAAUUCCACUCAGUGUCAGUGCAGCUUUAGUUGCUAAAUGGGUCUCAUAGGUAGACUCCCUUAGCUUUUACUGCUGACUAGGAAAAAAUUUAAAUCUUUUUCUAUACCUAGCUUUCCUCACUAAUGGCACUGAAUUUUCUCUGACCUUUCCAGGAUAGAGUUAUCAGCCUUAAAGUAUCAGACAGCUAAUACACUUGUCAUCACAUUCUAUUUUUAAAUAGAAACCUUUAUUUACAUUAUUAUUAACAUCCAAACACAAAAAUCAGAAGAGCAGUAAUACCUUACAACCAACUCUUUUAUAAAUCAGUCCCAUGAUUCUUCUGUUUUGCAAAAUAAAGAUACAGAUAUUUCAAGCAAUACUUAUAAUGUAAACUAAACUUAAAUGCAAUUCUCAAUACUGUAUGCCUUCUCCUGAGAAUUUUUUUAAAUAUUGCUCUCAGAAUUACAUGGUUUCAUAUUCGCUGUAUCAUUCUGUCAUUGGGUAGCCUGCACAUAAAUUCUAAAAUAAAAUGUGUGCUAACUGGUACAACAUUCAAAUAGUUUUUGCCUUAUGACUGAAAAAUGGUCCUGAUUUUCUAACUUUAAAAGCAGUAUUUUAGGCC